AAGGACCAGGAGGCUGUGGGGGGGACAGGACACUGCGGAGUAGGGAAGAGGAAGUUGUGUGUGUGGGACACAGGAGGCUGUUGGGGGUGUGAAAAGGAACAGGAGGCUAUGGGGGGAGGGAACAAGAGGCUGUGGAGGGAACAUGAAGCUGGGGGGGAACAGGAGGCUGUGGGGGGAGGGAACAGGAGGCUGUGGGGGGAAACAGGAAGCUGGGGGGGGACAGGAGGUUGUGUGCGGGGAACAGGAGACUGUGUGUGUGGAACAGGAGGCUGGGGGAGGGAAACAGGAGGCUGUGGGGGUCUGGGAGGAGGAACAGGAAAGCUUCAGGGCCUGAAGGGAGAGAAUUAGACAACCAACAAAAGCAAAUGCUUUUUAAAAUGCCAUAGUGAAACCCAGUACUGUGUAUGCUAAGUAAACGUUUUCUUUAGAAACAUAAAAGGGCGCAUAGGUAUUAGGGCCAGUAAGUGCUAAUGCAGAAGUAUCUCCUUCCAUAGCCCACUGGCCUCUGCUCUCAUCUCCUCCAUCCUCCCUUGCCCCAGAGCUGCCUCCAUCUGUGCUGUUCUUCCUCCUCAGACAGAUGUUCACUCUGAGGCCUUUUGGAACAUUCUGGAAUACUCUUCCCUGAGACUUCCACAUUACUCUCCCCCCAUUGAAUCACUGCCUGUAGCCAAACAGAACAUUUCGGAGAACAUUGCUUUCCACAGCCCCCCAAAACAAGAUCACCUCAACUCUCACUGGUGUUUGUACUUCUUCAUGUUUCUUUUCUAUGCUAUAUAUUUAAUUACUUAUAGCAGUCUUUAGAAAAUCUCCUGACAGACUCAGAGGCUACUCCUGGUGAAAUAGGUGUGGAAUCUCUGAACUUGGAAUACUGCCAGGCUCCUUAGACUUUGACUGGGGUGAACUCUGACUCCUCUAACUGUUGGAUAUUGCAGGAAUCGUUGACUUUCAAGGACAUUGCCGUGGACUUAUCCCAGGAGGAGUGGGGACAGCUGGCUCCUGCAUACCAGGAUUUGUAUCGGGAGGUGAUGCUGGAGAACUACAGAAACCUGGUGUCAGUGGAGCCCCAGACUAGGGAAUGGCACCACCCGCAGUGGACUGGGAUCUUCUCACAUCAAUUAAGACAGCCUCCCACACCAACUUGAUUAAGAAUCUUCUCAGGAUAUCAACUUUCCAAGCCUACUGUGAUUUCCCAGUUGGAAAAAGGAGAGGGACCAUGCAUGGCAGAGAGUCAAGGCCCAGAGGAUCCCAUUUUAGAUGUGAAGAAUAAACUAGAAACCAAGGAGUCAACUGCAGAGGAUGACAUUUCUGUCAAGCUCGAUCAUGGCAUCACGAGGGGAAGGCUGAUAGAGGAUGAUAUAGUUUGUUCUCCAUUGAAAAAAGCCUCCAGCUACAGUGAUACAUUAGAGAGUCACCGGGCAACCUGUGGGAAAGGCACGAGACGAGCCAUUUGGACCCACAAAAAGAAACGCCAAGAAGGGAACAAAUUGGAAAACCCAGAGAGUUCCAAUGUUAUUUUAGAACAGAAGCACCGUAAACACAAACCAGCCAGAAAGAGGAACAAGUAUAAAUUAGAUUCAAUUGAUCACCCAGUGAGCUGUAUGAGAGCCAGAAGGUACCCAUGUAAUGUGUGUGAGAAAAUGUUUAAGCAACCCAUUCACCUUGUCGAGCACAUGAGAACUCACACUGGCGAGAAACCGUUCCGGUGCAAGGAGUGUGGGAGGGCCUUUAGUCAGAGCGCAUCUCUCAAUACGCACCAGAGGAUCCACACUGGGGAGAAGCCCUUCGCAUGUGAGGAGUGCGGCAAAGCCUUCCGGCAUCGCUCGUCGCUUAACCAGCAUCACCGGACUCACACUGGAGAGAAACCGUUCACGUGUGACAAAUGUCAGAAAGCCUUUAGCCAGAACAUCAGCUUGGUCCAGCAUCUGAGGACUCAUUCGGGAGAGAAACCCUUUAGCUGCAGUGAAUGUGGGAAACCCUUUCGACAGAUUAGACACCUUAGCGAACAUGUAAGAAUCCACACUGGGGAGAAGCCCUACAAAUGCACCUCCUGCUGUAAAACAUUCAGUCAUAGAGCAUAUCUCACACAUCACCAGCGAAUCCACACCGGGGAGAGACCCUACAAAUGUAAGGAGUGCGGGAAAGCCUUCAGGCAGAGGAUACACCUUAGCAACCACAGGACUGUUCACACAGGGGUGAAAGCCUACGAGUGUAACCGCUGUGGGAAAGCCUACAGGCACGACUCCUCCUUUAAGAAACACCAGCGACAUCACACGGGAGAAAAGCCUUACGAAUGUACUGAGUGUGGAAAGUCCUUCAGCUAUAACUCAUCCCUGAGCCGACACCAGAAAAUCCACAGGAGGAACACUUUCCGAGAUGAUCCGGGACAUGAGAACAAAAGGCAGCUCUAAAUUGGUGAUUCUGAGCUUUAAAGUUUCAGGACUCGAGUAACCUUGAGAAAUUAACAACAACGGUGGCAACUUUUGAUUUUGCCAAAAGUGUAAAUAAAUACCCUGUUGAUUACUACUGUCUGACAAUUACACAAAAUGAUAAAUUAAGCAUUAUGAGAAUUUCACAAAUAUUUUUUUACUCAUUUCAUGAUAGAUGAAUAAAUUAUUUCUUAUGAAUUCACUGAUUUACAGAUUAGUAUUUGGGAACUACUGUUUAAAAUAUUACCACCUAGGCUGGGGAUGUGGCUCAGCAGGUAAAGGCCUUUCCCACUAAGCAUGGUAACAUACCUAAUUUUGAUCCUUGGGAACCAUGAGGUAGAAGAACUGGCCUCCAGCAGCUGUCCUCUGAGCUCCACAUGUGCACACAAGCUAUCUGAUUUUUAAGUAUUACCCAGGUCCUUUACUACAGUCACAGUUUCAAGUAUCUUUCCUCCAAGCUUCUUGUACCAGCUUUCUAAAUACCUCUAAAUAUCUGUGGGGUUUGUUUGUUUGUUUUUUUGGGUUUUUUUUUUGAGGAUUUACAAUACUGAGUUAAAUCUAGGGCAAUGUGCAUUAUUUGAAAGUUCUACCACUGAACAAUAUCAACUUUGUUUUCCUUUUUUUGAAACAGAGUCUUGCUUUUCUCCUUCAAGUUUGGCCUCAAAAUUACUAUGUAGUCAAGGGUGGCCUUGAACUUACGAUCCUCUUGCCUCUAAACUCUCAAGGUCAGGGAUUACAGUUGUGGGCCACCACACUUUGUUUAUGCAGUGCUGGGGUCUGUGCUCAGAGCUGUGUGUGUGCUAGGCAAGCAUCCUACCAACUGAGCUACAUCCUCAGCCUCCCCCACCCCGCCCCUUUUUAAAGUGUUGAAACUGGAUUGUCUAAUAAGUUGUCCAGGCUCGACUUCAACUCAUGAUGCUUCUACUUCAGUAUUCCGAGCAGCUGAGAUUAUAGGUUUGUACCAUGGGGCUCUACUCAAACACUUGCUGAGUGUAGCCAGUUUGCCCCAGGAGGUCUUUUGUUAGCUUGUAAAGAUGUUCAAGCUUGACACUGCAACAUGAAAUUCACACUCAAGAACCCUGCAGUUGGGACUGGAGAGAAGGCUCAGCCAUUGAGAAUAUAUACUGCUCCUGCAGAGGGCCUCAGGCCAUUCACGACUGCAUGCAACUCCAGCUCCAAGGGUAUCCAAUACCUCUUGCCUUUGUGAAUGGAAUACUGCUCAUAGAUUUAUAAACCCAGCAUGUGCCUGCAUGCUUUCUCACACACAAUUUUUCAAAAGCUUUAUUAAAGAAUCCUGCAAUGGAGUUUAGAAGAUCUCAAAGUAACUACAA
Molecule: messenger RNA, 3757 nt
Organism: Mus musculus (house mouse)
Lineage: Eukaryota; Metazoa; Chordata; Mammalia; Rodentia; Muridae
Gene: Zfp69
Product: zinc finger protein 69
Exons: 4
Coding region: 1218-2408 (396 amino acids)
Biological process (GO): regulation of DNA-templated transcription
Cellular component (GO): nucleus
Source: RefSeq, a predicted model, not a curated record